CUUGGGUUAGGGAAAAUCCCAUGUGAAAUGUCGUCAUGUGAAAACAUGAAAAAAAUCUUUUCAAAGUUUUUGGAUUUGGACCAGCAGUGACAGGAAUUACUGUUAAAAUCUUAAUCCUUGCCAUUAAAUUGUUGAUCUAUUUAUACCAUCCUAGAGCUAGGAUACUCAAGCAUAGCAUUAUGGUUGGUAUCUGAUAACCAUAACAAGAGAAUAAAGAGGCAUGGCCAGAUUGCACCAGUAUGUUCUGUUAUUUAUUGCUGCAGUUUUUGUCCUGCAGCAUAUCAUGGUAUUUUCUGCUCCAACUCCUAGAGUAUUGUAUCAUUGGCAACAUGGAGAGCAAAGUAGAAAUGUGGGAAACAAUGGCACAACACCCCAGAAUUCAUCUUAUGGGGCAAUGUCACCCUCACCUGGCUUAGCUUCAGGGACCCUUACUCCUUCUGGUUGCAUGCCUGCAUGUUCAAACAGAUGUUCAGCCACCCACCAUGUGAAUGCAUGCAUGUAUUUCUGCCAAUAUUGCUGUGCAAAGUGCUUGUGUGUUCCUCCUGGUACCUAUGGAAACAAGGAAUCUUGCCCUUGUUAUAAUAAUAUGAAGACCAAGGAAGGAGGACCCAAAUGCCCAUAAAGCUCCAUCAUUCUCUUUGGUUUUUCAUGUGUCCAUAGGACUUGCAUAUCAAUCAGGCUAUGAUUGGGACAGAUAUGUAUAUAAUAUUUACAGUUUGAAGACAUUGCAGUUGCAGGCACUUGAGGAGGUUAUAAAUACCUCCUGUGCUGUUAUAAAUAGGAUCUAAACAUAAAAACCUCUCAUAUAGAGGUUGAAAUCAUUGUAACCAACCGGUGAUCAGAUGUGAUUUUAAUUUGUUUUCAAGCCUUGGGUAGAUCAAGACUCAUUGGUAAAGAGUAGAUCUGUUUGCUUCUUAAA
Molecule: messenger RNA, 919 nt
Organism: Cryptomeria japonica (Japanese cedar)
Lineage: Eukaryota; Viridiplantae; Streptophyta; Pinopsida; Cupressales; Cupressaceae
Product: protein RSI-1-like
Exons: 4
Coding region: 221-622 (133 amino acids)
Source: RefSeq, a predicted model, not a curated record